Cinara cedri is the source of this 9213-nucleotide messenger RNA. The record is from the annotation of a GenBank genome assembly. Lineage: Eukaryota; Metazoa; Arthropoda; Insecta; Hemiptera; Aphididae.
AUGUCUGACACGUCUGAAAAACUCCAGGAACAAGUAGUGUUGAAUUUGGUAAUUUAUUGUCAGCCGCCUUAGAUUAUUAAAUUCAAUAUCAUCCAUUAUGAAUCAUUUUGUUACAGGAUUUUGCCGAAGUUGCACAAUCUCAGCAUGAAGCAAUUAGCAGUCAAGUUACAAAUAAUAUAGGUAAUAUGCCAAUAAUUUUUUAUUUUGAUUUCCAAAAUUAUUUUUAAUAUAUUUUACCCCAUAAGUUUUUAUAGUAUUAAUAUUAUCAUAGGAUAUUGGUAGAUAUAUAAUGGUUUGGAACAAAUCUAGUUUAACACUCCUUUUAAAUUUUGUAUUUUCUUUUUCGAAAUCUAUGUAUUUCAAUGUUUUAAAAAUAAUGGUUGAAAAUGUUUAUAGAAAUCAUUAGUAUUGAAGUUUGGAUAUUAUGUGUAUUAUAUUAAUGAUUAAAAAUUCUUACCGGGCAAACAUAUAUAUAUAUAUGUCCAGGCCACUUCAAUUUUUACCAUUUCUUGGUACCAUAUUGAUAGUUGUAUUCUUAAUUCUAAAUUUUUGUUUAGAAAAGUAUAAACACAUACACAUAGACCAUACAUUUGUAGAAACUUUUAUCACCGAAUUCAAAUCCCUUCAAUAUAGUAUCUUCCAUACAUAUUUUUUUUAAAAGGAAAAUAUGUCUACCGUAACACUUAUUAAAAGAUAUUAUUAUAUAAUUUCAAUGGUCAGGAUACAGGAUUUUGAAAUGGAAGGAGAGAGGCUAAGCUAAAACAAAUGUCUUGCAAAAAACAUAGUUUUUACUAUGAUUUUUUUUUUUUAAAUCACCAAAAAGCUUUUAUUGUAACGAUCAAAAUAAAUCUUUAACAAUACAUUAUCAAAGGUGUACAUAAAUACUUGUGAUGUAUUUAUAUACAAAAUAAAAUAAACGUGUGGAAUCUCACUCCCAAUGAAGUGGCCCCGAACUUAGUUUAAGAAUCUUAUACUAAGUCAUAUGGUCUUCAGUGUUUGAGACGCCUAAUGUCUAAAGAGUUGUCUAGUAAUUGUAUUGCUGCUGGAUUGGUUUGUUGAUCCAGUAUUUUCUCAUGUUUGUGGGCAAACUUGGUAAUCUCUUCCUGGACAAAGUUGAUCAUCAUAUCUCGGUAGAUAAUGUUGUUUCUGUCAAUACCGGUAAGCUGCGACAAUGGUAUGGAGAGUAAUGUUCUGGCAAUUUAUAAUCUCAACAUUGGACUUGCUAGCACAACCCCACAGUUGAAUUCCAUAAGUUCAUAUUGGUUUAGUUAUCAUUAUGUACAAGAGGCAUUUACUUGUGAGAUCUAGUUCGGAAUGAUUUCUGACCAACCAAUAUAGUUGUUGCAAUUUCUUCUUAAUUUGCAUUUUUUUUGUGUCUAUCGCAGUGCUUCUAGUUGAGCCGAGAGUCCAGGUGCAUUCCUAGGUAUUUUGCUGAGUCAUACUGUGGGAUCCUCUGCCGAUCUAGUGAUACCGGUUUAUAGACGGUUUUACUCAAGGUGUAAUUUACAUUUACCUAUUUUCCCCGUUAAUUUUAAUCUUUCAACAUUUCGUCUAGUUGAUGGACCUUUGAAGCCAAUCAGUCGCAGUCUGCUAGUCUUUAUUUGUUGUCAUUAUUGCUGUGUAGCGUAAGUACACAUCCAAGGACACUUCCUUGUGGUACACCCGCCGAUAUGUUUUUCGAAUCAGUUAAUGCUUCUUCAUAAAUGACCCUGAAUUGACAUUCAGUCAGGUAAGAUUCGAACAGUGUGCAUCAAGUGUGUGGCAGCUGUUCACAUAGUUUUAUAAGUAAUCCUUCGUGUCAAACUUUAUCGAAAGCUUGUGCCAUGUCAAGAAAUACUCGGCAGCAAUACUUUUUCUCUUUAAGCGCUUUACUUAUUACAUUGGUGACAUGAUGGACCUAGUCACUUAUUGAGUGUUUAUUUAAAAAUCCAAACUGAUGUUACAGUAUAAGCUGUCUUUCUUCUAUCAACAAUCUUAAGCAUUUUAGAAGUAGUUUUUCGAGUAAUUUUGAGAUGCUUGGAAGAAGCUAAAUUGACCUAUAUGAAAUUACUUGUUCUGGUAGUUUUCCUGGUUUAAGUACCAUGAUCACUUGGGGCAUAUAAAAAUGUCUAGAAAAAUAUUCUCUACUUAAAUUUAUGUUUAAAAGAGGGGCUCCUAUUUGAAAAUCAUAAGUAUGUACCUAUUAAAGGUAUAAGGAGUAGGUGCAAAAAAUAAAAAUGAUUUUAAAAUAAAGCCUAGAUGCUUCCAUAAUGAUUAGAAAAAACAGAAAUCAAAUUCACAUAAAAUUCUGCGAUAAUUGCUGGUUAAUGAUAAAAAAAAAUCAUCCUGUAUACAUAUCAACGAUACAUUUCUUUCUUCUUAAUGAUUAUUUUAGUUUACAAGACACUAUAGUCAAUUGGUUGAGUAUAAAAUCAAAUAAUCAAAUGUAGUAUGCAAUUGAAUUUUUAUUUUUUUUUAAAUUUAAAUAAAUAGGUACCUGUCUACAUUACAAUAUAAUUUAUAUUUAUUUUUAACUAGAUCUAUGAGUUAUUAUACAGCAACUUUAUAUUUUUAAAUUUAAUUUAAAUAAAAAAAAACCGAAUAUAUUAUUUUAUGUAUACAUGUAGGCAGUAGAAACAUUGGUUGGUAAUUUAAACGCAGUAUGUAUAGUGAAAACAUCCGAUUUCUUUUCCAUUUCUUUAAAAUUAACUUGAUCGAAAAAACAGAGUUUAUAAAAUUGAAUAAUAUUACAGUUAAUACACAAUUCAUUAAUUGUAUAUCAAGGUGGUUGAAAUAUUAAAAUUCAAUAUAGAAAUUAAUAUUUUUAUUUUUCAUUAUAACUGUUUGCAAAUUUAAUUGAAGAUACUACAGUCUAUGAUUAUAAUGUUAGAAUUUUACCACUGCUAGCACUAAAAGGACACUGUAAGAAGGGUUCUUAUUUUUUAAUUCUGUGACUUGAAUUAUUCUAUGAUACUACUUGAUUAUAGAAUAAGCCAUAUAAUAUCAAAAUAUCAAUAAUCCUUAGAAUAGAUAGGUACCAAACAGUUUGUGUGUGUAAGGUAUAAUAUUCAUUAAACUGAAAUCGAAAUUUAAACAAUGAUAUUAUUUAUUAUAAUAUAUAAAAAAUCUAAAUUCAAACUUAGCAAUGAAUUGUACAAAUGAAUUUACCAAGUAGGUAGGUAUCCAGUUCAUUUGUGACAUGAUGCAUAGUAUAGGUUUCUACUUUAGGUACUUACCUACUUAAAUGUGAUUGAUUAAAUUAUCAAAUAAACUAUAAUAUGUGAUGAAUAAAACAAUACAAUUUACAAGUAAUAAUAUUAUAUUAAUGUUUAAAAUGUAAAACUGUUCAAAUGUUUAAUACCUAGGUAAUAUAAAUUUGAUUAAACUGCUGCUCUUAAAAAUACCUAUUAUAAUCUAACCAUUUAUCUUUCAAUGUAUUAAUAGGUAAUUAUUAUGUUUGUGUGCUCAUGUUCAAGGAAAGUAUUUGUUAGGUACUAUUAAAAUGUGAUAACUGAUGAAUAAUAAAGUUUUGAGAGUAUACAUUUUCCUAACUAUACGAUAUACAUACCUAUUCUCAAAACCAUAAAAUACCAUUUAGAAGACUGUAUUGAAAACAUUGACAAAAACCACAGAGUUUAAAAAUAAACAUUAGUUAUUGUAGACUGUAUAUUAUAAUUUUAAAAAGAUACCUACCUAUAUGGAUAGAUUUAUACCAGUAAAUUGUGGUGAUUGUAUGUAGUUUUUUUUAAAUAGCAAUCUACCUACUUACUAAUUCAGUUUUUUCUAUCUGAAUAUGUCAGUACAUUGAUAUUUGAUAUUAAUCAAUAAUUAUUUAUGUAAAACUGAUUAAAAAGUUUAGUUAGAUAAGAUAAAGAAAUAAAUAACUUUACACUAUUGUUACAAUCUAUUUUUCUGUAAUUCUAAAUGUUAAAUGGUUAUACAUUAACAAUUUAUUGGUUCAUUGUAUGAUAUAUGUAUUCAUCAAUAAUAGAAAUAAAAAUAUAUUCCGUAUUCAAAUAUUUACAAAAGAAGUUACUGUAUAAUAACUCAGAUCUAGUUAAAAAUAAAAAUAAAUUAUAUUGUAAUGUAGACAGGUACCUAUUUAUUUAAAUUAAAAUAAAAUAAAAAUUCAAUUGCAUACUACAUUUGAUUAAUUUUAGUACAGUAUAAUAAAAGUGUAGGAUCUAAAACAAACAAAAAAUAUGUUAUAUUCAAGAUUACCUAUUUUUUAAUAAAAACAUAUAUUUGUAGUUUAUUUUAAGAUUUACUAUUCGUGCAUAAUUUACUGAACAUUUAAUAUUAAUUUCUUGACUAAAUAUUUUUUUCUUCUUCCCUUUUACACUGCCUGUUAUACAUUAUAGCUGAAAACAUAAUUUCACUAAUACUAACAUAAAUUGUGUAAGCUAAUUAAAGUUACUUAUUAUUAACAGUAUAUUUUAUUUAGUUGUCAGAACUAUUUAGUAAUAUUUUUUGAUACUUAAUUUUAAUUUUACAAUAAAAUUUAUUUCUUCUGCUUGAAUAAAAUAAUUAAUAUUAGCAAAUUACAAACACUCAUUUAUUGAUUAGUGUUACCUUAUAGUUUUUAAAAAAAACCUAAAAAAUAUUUUUAUAUUGAAUGUUUUAAUUAUACAAUUUUACCAAAGUUAACUUAUUAUUCUGCACUCAUUUAAUAUUUUUCGUACAAUGUUUGUAAAAAGUAAUCAAAAAAAAAAUAUUAAUGGAGACUAACUAUUAUUAACAUAUUUUUUAGUGUCUGCGAUAUAUCUGCAAUGUGUCUGUGUAUACAAAUAUUAUGUUAUAUGAUUCAUAAAUAUUUUAUUGUUUCCUAAUAAUUUAUUAAAAAAGUUCUUAUUGUUGAUUAUUAUGUAUUAUUUACUUACAUGAUACAAAAAUAUAAUAUACUUUUAUAAAGGAUCAUUGAUAUGUAGCUAGAUAUACCAUUUAUUAGAAUAAAAUUAUGAAAAAUAAUAGGUAAUAAUUUUAAACCUCAUUAAAUAAUAUACAUUUUUUCAUAGAAAAUAUUCAAAAUGUAGAUUUAUUAUUUUUUCUUCGUUCAAAAUUGUGUCGGAAUCAUAACAACACAUUAUUUCAAAUUUUUGUUCAAGUUAUUGACGUUUAAACUUCCAAGUUUUCUGAUUAAAAACAAUGAUAAGAAAUUUACAAGUAGAUAAAUAGUUAAAAGGUAAAAUUAAUUAUUAUGUAUUAUUUACUCACAUGAUACAAAAAUAUANUCAGUUUAAAAAAAAAAAAAAAACACAAAUAUAUUAUGACAUACUUAUAUACAAUAACAAUAAUAAUAAAUAAUAAACAAAUUUUGUUAUAAAAUUAAAUAUUGUGCAUACAGCUAUAUAGGGCUAUUUUUUUUUUUAUCAUGAACCAGCUAUUAUCUAAGAGGAUUUUAGGUGAAUUUUAUUUCUGUUUUUACGCAAGUUAUAAUUUACAUUUACCUAUUUUCCCAGUUAAUUUUAAUCUUCCAACAUUUCGUCUAGUUGAUGGAUCUUUGAAGCCAAUCAGUCGCAGUCUGCUGGUCUUUAUUUGUUGUCAUUAUUGCUGUGUCAUCAGCAAACAUGGCUGUCUUUAUUACAAUUAUUUAUAUUUAAUUGAAUAAAUAGUGUAAUUGUGUAAUGAUUAUUUAAUUAGUAACUAGCAGAUGUUUUCAUAAUAUCUGAGAAAAUGUAAAAAAAAAUGAGAAAUUAAAAAAUAUAAUGCUUUUUAUUAUUUUAAAUUUUGUUAUUUGUUGCAAUUCAGUUAAAAAUAAUUGUAGAUAUUUGAAAUGUGAACAGAAAACUUAUAUUCGCCUAUUUUUACAUGGUAAAACUAUAAAAACAUUUGAGCCAUAUAUUUAAGCUAUUUAUAGACACUUCAAUUCUUAUUCUGUAGGUACUCUGUGGAUAAAAUUGUUAGGCAAAACAGAAAUGCUUGGAAAUUGAAUAAGAGUUUAUAAUUAUAAUUAAUUUUAUAAGUCCUACUUUGCAGUUAAGACAAAAAAAUUUAUUUUAAUAUAGUAUAUUUUUUUUCUAAGAAUUUUAAUACCAAAUUUUGAUAAAAAUUGUUUUAGUAAAAAAUGAUGUAAAACAAAUCUAAUUUCUACAGGUUCGUACAUAUUGUUUCUUUAUAAUCAUUUAUCUUAAUAUAAUAUGACUUGUGUAUUUUUGAAAAAGUAAUAGGUACUACUAACCGAGCUCUGCUCAGAAUCUUUUUUCAUUAGCAAUGAUUAAUUUUUGCUUACGGAUAUUAAUCUUUCUACAUCCUACCAACCAAGUUCAUAUCUACAAAAAUUGUACACCCAUAAAGCGAAUUAUGUUGCUAACCUAUCUUUUUUCUUAUCAAUCAUUAAUAUUGAUUUAAAUUGUUUCGCCCCUCCCCUCCAUAGUCUAUGUCUGGAGACGACCCAGAGAGCAGAGUACACUUUAUUGUACAUUACUUGAUUGUUACAUACAUAUGUAUUAAGUUAAACUAUGAUACACAAAAGCUAAUUAGACAAACUAUUAUAAAAAUUAUCUGUACUUAUAUUUAUGUGUAAAACCUGUAAAAAAAAGAUAAAAAAACUGCUAUUGAUAUAUUUUAUAUGUACCUACCUAAUAUAGGCGAAGACUCUACUAUAAAUAUAUAAAUUAGAUAUCUUGGAUAUUUUUUUAAAUUUAUUUCUAAUUUUUCUUCAAAAAAAUAUAAAAUAUGAUAACCAUAAUGCAAGGACUUUGUAACUACUCAAAAAAGAAAACUUAAAAAUAUUAAAUAAUACAAUUUAUUUUUCAAAUCUCCAUGGGAUACCCGUAGAUAAUGAUUUUUCUCCAGUUUAAAUAUUAAAUUGUUAUAUUUCAUAAACGGUAUUUUUGAUAGGGAGGUUACCAUUUGAAAGUUUAAAAAUUUUAAAGUUAGUAUAAAUAUGUACAAUACAAAUACUAAAGAUCACCAUUCCUACAUUAGAGGCAAUAGUAAUAAUAAUUAGGGCUGUAAAUUUAAUGCAAUGAAAACCCUUAAAAAUGCAAUAUAAAAUACACUUAAAUGGUUUUUAAUUUAAUUUUUAUAUUUAUUUUUAAAAUUGAACAGGAGGUUAAUUAUAGGUCAUACUUUGCAAUCAAAACAAAACAAUUUAACUUGAUAUAAAUUUUCUUCAUAAGAAUUUUAAUAUCAAAUUUUGAUGAAAAUUGUCUACUCAUUCGUAUGGACUGUUUUAAUCGAAAAUACACAUAAUAUCGGAACUUAAAAUGGCCAUUACUUCAAAAGUAAUGAUUUUCACCAAAACGUUUUUGCUCAAUCAUUUUUAAACCAUUAAAAAAUACAUAGGUUUCAAAAAAAUAUUUGAUAGAGGUGCUAAACUAGUUUUAUGCCAAUAGUUUAUACCAGCCAUACUCAACCUUUAUUUUUUACUUAGACCAUAUAGGUGGCUUCUUAAUUUUUUGAGAUAUGCAAGACAACAUAUUAAUUAAAGUGAUUAGAGAGAAAUAAAAAAUCCUAACCUAGCUCAACAUAUGAUAUUUAUCAUUGUAGAUAAUAUAUUUUAUUUGCGGAUUCACCCAAGCUUUAUAUAGAAUAGGACCUAGUUUUAUUAUUUUAAGACUUGAUGGGAGUAAUAUUAUGAUGAUGAUGAUGAUGAUGAUAAUAAUAAUGGCAGCUAAAAAUUAUUUUGUAUUGUUUUUAAAAAUAGUAACAGCAGUUUUUAUAUUAUGUGUUGCAGAACCAGAAGACCAUAGCCAGAAAAGUACAAAUUGUACAACAAAACAAAACAAACCUGAAAAAAAUAGUGAAGCAUCAACCUCAAUUGUUGCACUUCAUUCAAGACAUACCAGUGGAACCAAUGAAUCUAAUGACAUAGAUAGUAAAGAAGAGAUCCUAGAACAAAUUGAUAAUGGGAUUUCUGAAACUCUCCGUGAUACUGCAUUUUUAACAAUGUCAGCCAUAUUAAACGAUACUGAUCAUGAUGCUUUAUAUAAUUUUAUUCUUUCUGAUGAAAGAUCACUAAAAUACAUAUUAAGUGGUAAAGUACUGAAUCUUGAAACUGAAUUGACUGAUUGUCAAAAACAUAAUCCUUAUGAUCCAGAAGAAAUUGAUGAAAUUGUUGAUCACGUAAUUAUUUUUGGUGUACAUUUUUAUUUAGUAAAAUGGAAAAAUUGGUCUAAAGGUUUUUCUACAUGGGAAUGUUUUAAUGAGAUGCGUAAUUUACAACAUCUUUUGGGUGAUAAUGUAAAAGAUAAAACAAAUGAUUCAAAACACUUAAAAGAAAUAAAUGGAAUGCAUAUAAUAUUAUCCAGGAGAUUUGUUUCAAAGAUGUUUAAUUUAUUUAGAACUAAAGAUGGUCUAGCUUUGCCAACAAUUUCUACUGAAGAUCUAUCUGGUUUAUUUGAUAGAAUCAAUAUUGGUUCUGAAAUGAAACAAAUACCAUUUAAACUAAACUUGAAUUCAUACUUGGGUGUAAUUUCAUUAAAUUGUUUCCGGCAUCUUCAAUUACAGGAACUUAAACAGUGGGAGAUCACUAUAAAUGUAUUAUCAAAUAGUUAUAAUAUCAAAGUAGAAAAUAAUAAGGAUCUUGAAGGACCUCCUAAUACCAUUGUAUAUACCACUAGAUAUAUUCAUGGAGAAAAUGUCAACAUAUCAAAUGAUCUGGCUAUUGGUUGCAAGUGUACCUGUAAAAAUUGCACAAAAUGUUGUAAUGAUAAAAUUGACAAUUCCAGACCAUGUAUUUUUAAGGACUCUAGUUGCCCUGUUUUUGAAUGCAUUAAGAAUUGCAAAAGUACAACUGACAAUUAUAUUGAUGUUGUACAGUUAAGUACUACUCUAAGUAUUUCUAUUUAUAAGACAGAAAAAUGUGGUUGGGGUGUCAAGGCUUCCCGAUUCAUCAGACAAGGAGAGUUUAUUGCAAUCUACACAGGGAAAUUAAUUACAGUAGAAGAAUCUAAAACUAGAUUAAAAGAAGAUGCUUCUCUUUCAGAAUACAUGUGGAACUUAGACUUUGAUAAACGUAAUUAUGAUUAUAUUAUUGAUGGGUCAAAGUAUGCCAACUUCACACAUUUUAUUAAUCAUUCAUGCAAACCUAAUUUACAUUUUUGUACAGUAUGGAUAAAUUAUUUGGAUAAAUUUAUACCACAAUUGGCUCUAUUUGCAAGCAGAUGUAUUUUUAUUGGUAAACAGCUAACUGUAAAUUAUUUUUUGGGGAGCAAUGAAAAUAAAAUUAUGAAAAAAACUGGCAUUAGAUGUCAAUGUAAUAAGAAGAGUUGUAAAGGCUACUAUUUUUAA